Messenger RNA from Annulohypoxylon maeteangense, 789 nucleotides. Its product is annotated as P-loop containing nucleoside triphosphate hydrolase protein. The coding region runs from base 1 to 789 and encodes 262 amino acids. Lineage: Eukaryota; Fungi; Ascomycota; Sordariomycetes; Xylariales; Hypoxylaceae. The record is from RefSeq and is a predicted model, not a curated record. Gene Ontology annotation, cellular component: cytoplasm. The transcript is spliced from 3 exons.
AUGGGGGACAGGAAAGCAUUCGUCGUGGGCAUUAGCGGGGCUUCGUCCAGCGGGAAAACGACUCUUGCCCGGUUGCUGCGUGAUGUAUUUCCCAAUACCUUCAUAUUACACGAGGACGAUUUCUAUAAGCCGGAAACCGAACUUCCCUCCAAAGAUGGCCUGCUAGACUGGGACUGCGCGGAGUCCAUCUCAAUCCCAGACAUGGCACGGGCGCUGGCUUAUAUCCGGGAACAUGGCACUUUUCCUCCAUUCGUCGACUCGAAAGAAGACCAAAAUUCCAUCGGCGCCUGUCCCGUCUCCGAUGCUGCCAUCGCCGCCGCGAAAGCUAAAGUCGCUUCAUGGGCCUCCCCAGGUCAACCCGGACAUUCCAUCCUGCACUCGAGAUCCUCUCCCCUGCGUAUCUGCGUUCUGGACGGCUUCCUGCUGUACUCGCCCGAACUCGAAGCCGGUGGCGUUCCCGCACUCCUCGACACCAAGCUCUUCCUCCUCGUGAGCCGCGAGCGGGCGACUCAACGACGGGAACGGCGCGAUGGGUACGUAACCCUAGAAGGUUUUUGGACCGAUCCGCCGGGGUACGUGGAUAAGAUCGUGUGGCCGAACUACGUUGCUUCGCACGCGGGAUUGUUUCAGGGAGGGGAUGUAGAAGGGAAGCUGGAUGAGAAGGUGCUAAAGGAGAAGGGCAUUGAGGCGCAGAUUGGACGGGGCGUAGAUCUCGAUAUGGAAGAAACGUUCAACUGGACUGUGGAGACAGUGAUGAGGAGAUUGGAGGAGUUUGGUGGGAAGAGAUAG